Diachasmimorpha longicaudata is the source of this 1599-nucleotide messenger RNA. RefSeq names its product PEST proteolytic signal-containing nuclear protein-like. Bases 90 to 566 code for a protein of 158 amino acids. NCBI's taxonomy places the organism in Eukaryota, Metazoa, Arthropoda, Insecta, Hymenoptera, Braconidae. Gene Ontology annotation, cellular component: nucleus. The transcript has 3 exons. Gene Ontology annotation, biological process: protein ubiquitination; proteasome-mediated ubiquitin-dependent protein catabolic process. The record is from RefSeq and is a predicted model, not a curated record.
CACGUAGAUAGUCGAUGGCCCUGGACGCCUCGAUGCUCAGUAUGAUUGAAAUAUCUGCCGCACGCUGAGGGAAAAAUCGCUCCAACAGGAUGUCACGACGCAACCCCGGGGAGGACUAUCGAAAAGGGUCAAGUACCUACAGAGCGGAGGAUAGGCGGGAUAAGGAUAAUGACAGGGACAGAUCACCCUUGAGACCAGACGACAGGAGAGAUUCACCGACUUAUGGACAGGGAGAGUCCAGGAAACAGAAAUUGACGUUUGGAUUUGGAAAGAAAACAUCCCUGACUGAUCAGAAGAAGGGGAUACAGAUUAAAUUGGGAGCAACAUCGAAACCCGUUGCGAAACCCGCAGCAAAGCCAACAGUGGCGUCAGUAUUCAAUGCCGAUGAUGACGACGAGCCCGAGGAAAUGCCAGCGGAGGCGCGAAUGAGGAUGAGAAACAUAGGACGAGAAACUCCAACAUCAGCUGGACCCAACUCCUUUGGGAAGACUAAACAAGGCUUCUGUGAUUCAAAGAAAAUAUUCGAGAAGACACUGAAGAAGGCGAUGGAAGAAGGCAACAAAUGAUUCUAUUCAUUAGAAUUUUUCCGUAAUUAUUUUAAGAGAUUAUUGUAAAUUCAUUUAAUGUAAGUUGUACGAAGAUAGCUGUUGAAUUUGGAAAGCAAGACAUUUUUACCGCGUCCAGGUAUUUUUUCUUCAAAUAGACAAGUAGCUUUCAGCUCAGAUAAUUUCUGGUACAUCGACGUCCGGCAGGGAAAAUUUUUAUCAACGACUAUCAUGUGAUUAUCAUGAAAUUAAUGAUAUUAAUCAUGUAUUCCCUACCCUCAAUGUUCGUCGGUGGUUUCUUGUAUUAUCAUCAAUGACAAUUUAAUUGUAAACGUGACACCUGUCGAGCUGUGGAGGCGGACAGAAUCAUAAUUAAAAAUUUCACGUGAAUAAAUCUCAAUUCCUUUCCAAUCUAGCGUUUGGUUAUUUAUCAGUGAGGUUCGGGUUUUAACUGCCCUUAGUUAUAAAGUCGAUGAGCUUCGUUGAAAAUAUUUUCUAUCAUUAACAUAAACCAAAUUUUACGUCAGGAAGGUCAGUGAAUAAUUUUUUAAACACUCAAAGCAUUUUUUAAACUUUUUUUUUUAUUCCGCAAUUAAAAAUUACAUGUGAAUUACUUCCUGUUCUGCUGGGGUCCCUGGCGCAUGUCCUGAAAAGAGGACACGAAAUGAGUACACAUCUCAAAAAAAUGUACAUGUAAAAAAUUUGUCUUUAAAUAUUGGAUGAAAAAAAAACAUUCAAAUCUAAUACAAAUAAAUUAUAAACAAAAUAUCUCCCUUGAAUGAGUUAGAUAUUUUUAUUCCAUCACAUUUCACCUGCGUGAAUGAACGAAAUAAAUGGAAUGGUAAUAAAUAGUCACCCUUGGGAAGUUGCGAAGAGGUGGUGUCCUGAUGCGACGAUCAGCCUUGGAUCUGUUACGAACGACUUUGCUGUGAAUUGCGCAUGACACGCAGUAGUGCAAUUUUGCGUACAGCUUGGGGAGCUGAUAGGUAUCGUAGACGCUGGCGUCGUUGAUGUCCCUCACAGCGGCGGCCUCGACGAUGUUACGGAUAACAAA